AUGGUGAAGUGCAGGAGGGCGGUGCCAUGGAGGCUCAUCAUUCCUGUAUUCUUCGGUGUUGAACCUUCCGAUUUUGGGAAUCAGAAAGGUUCUUUUCUGCCAGCUCUCGAGAGGCAUGAGAAUAAUGAGAAGCUAAAGGAAGAGGUGAGCGAGUGGAAGAAUGCUUUGCGUGAGGACCUUCGUGAUGGCAGGAAAACUAUUAUUUUUGGUAUCUACUUGCCUACGAGGCUUGUAGAUAGGCUGGAGAGCCUUAUUAGGCUUGAGUGGGUCUUCGAGUUUAGUGGUAAUGGAACGAUCAAGGUCUCUACUUCCUUCACUUCUGAUUACAGCUUCUUAGUAUAUCAGACGUUCACGAAUAGCAGACUGAACAAGGGUCAUUGUCCUUUCAGGCUAUUCAAGCCUUGGAUCAUGGAUUCAAAUGGGUGGGAUAUAGUCAAGAAGGAAUGUGGCUUCAAUGUCACUAGCUUCCCCAUGAUCAGACUCCUUAAGAAGCUAGGGUUAGUUAAAGUUGCCUUGUUGAGAUGGAAUGUGGAGAAGUUUGGUCGGCUAGAGAGCCGGAUUGAGAACCUUUGUCUUUGCCUAGACCAGAGCAGGCUUCUCGUUGAAAAUGGGGAUUGGGGAGCUACUAAAAAGGAGUAUGAGGUUAGAGGUUUGCUCAAUGAUGCCCUCUGUAUGGAAGAAGUAUUGUGGAAGCAAAGGUCUCAGGUUAGAUGGCUCACAGAGGGGGACAAAAACACAUAUUUCUUUUAUAUCAUGACCAACUGUCGUAAGGCUAAGCAGUAUAUCAAGGUAAUCAAAGUAGAUGGGGAAAUACAUACAGAGGAGACCAAUAUCUUGCAGACUUGUACCUCUCAUUUCCAGCAGCUUUUGAGGUUUGAUGUAGCUUCUAGAGAUCUGUUUGCAGGUAUAAUAGAUGGCAACAUGGUUACCAAUGAAGAGAACCAAUGGAUGUUACGACCAAUCAUGAGAGAGGAGAUAGCUAUGGAGGUCAAGAGUCUUGACAAGGAUAGUACUGCUGGCCCAGAUGGUUUCUCGAACUAUUUCUACAAGGAUUGUUGA
This is a messenger RNA of Nymphaea colorata (pocket water lily), 1059 nucleotides long. RefSeq lists its product as uncharacterized. Gene Ontology annotation, biological process: signal transduction. The record is from RefSeq and is a predicted model, not a curated record. Lineage: Eukaryota; Viridiplantae; Streptophyta; Magnoliopsida; Nymphaeales; Nymphaeaceae. The transcript has 3 exons. The coding region runs from base 1 to 1059 and encodes 352 amino acids.